AUGGCCACUCGUCUUCAGUUUGAGAACAACUGUGAAGUUGGUGUCUUUUCAAAACUCACUAAUGCUUAUUGCUUAGUUCCUAUAGGAGGCUCUGAGAAUUUUUACAGUGCUUUUGAGUCAGAGUUAGCUGGUGUUAUCCCUAUCGUUAAGACCUCUAUUGGUGAUGGAGCACGAAUCAUUGGCCGUCUAUGCGCUGGAAACAAGAAUGGACUUCUUGUGCCUCAUACAACCAAUGAUCAAGAGCUUCAACACUUGAGGAACAGUCUUCCUGAUUCAGUUGUGGUCCAGCGAAUUGAGGAACGUCUCUCUGCUCUUGGAAAUUGCAUUGCCUGCAAUGACCAUGUUGCUCUUGCUCACACCGAUCUUGACAUGGAAACAGAGGAGAUCAUAGCAGAUGUUCUUGGUGUUGAAGUUUUCCGUCAGACUAUUGCAGGAAACAUUCUUGUGGGCAGUUACUGUGCCUUGUCCAACAGAGGUGGCAUUGUCCAUCCUCACACAUCAGUGGAAGACUUGGACGAACUAUCAACACUUCUUCAAGUCCCUCUAGUUGCAGGAACCGUGAACCGUGGUACUGAAGUUAUAGCCGCUGGUAUGAUUGUCAAUGACUGGACUGCUUUCUGCGGAUCAGACACAACCGCAACAGAGCUCUCUGUUAUAGACAGUAUCUUCAAACUUAGGGAAGCUCAACCCAGCUCCAUUGUCGAUGAGAUGAGGAAGUCUCUGAUCGAUACCUAUGUUUAAAUUUUUGCUUUAUAUGUAUGACAAUGACACUCACAACAACAUCAUCCUAAGAGUGUCACAAUGUCAGAAUAUUUUUCAUCUUUUGUGGUCUAAACAUAUGUUUUGUUUAAU
This is a messenger RNA of Eruca vesicaria subsp. sativa (arugula), 852 nucleotides long. NCBI's taxonomy places the organism in Eukaryota, Viridiplantae, Streptophyta, Magnoliopsida, Brassicales, Brassicaceae. The record is from the annotation of a GenBank genome assembly.